Molecule: messenger RNA, 5283 nt
Organism: Triticum aestivum (bread wheat)
Lineage: Eukaryota; Viridiplantae; Streptophyta; Magnoliopsida; Poales; Poaceae
Product: disease resistance protein RGA2
Exons: 5
Coding region: 249-4682 (1477 amino acids)
Molecular function (GO): ADP binding
Source: RefSeq, a predicted model, not a curated record
GCGUCCGAUCCAGAUCCAGGGGUGGUAAAUAGUGUAGUAGUAGUACACUCCUUUGCUCACUCGCUCUCAAUCUCAAGCUGCCUGGCUGUCUUCUCCACUCCCCGGCCAACCCCUGCUGCUGCCCUUCACCUCCGCCUUGCCGUCUCCCCGGCCGGCGACGCAGCUCGCCGUCUCACCACGCCCACGGCGGCUGCCGGAUCUGAACCGAACCAGCCGCAUCCGUGCAGCAGCAGGUGUCCGGCCAGGGGAUGGCCGAGGCCGCCCUCGGUGCGGCGCAAUGGGUGGUGGGCAAGGCGCUAGGCCCCGUCGCGGAUGGCGUGCUGGAGGCUUGGGCUGCCAGCACCAACUUUGCUCCCAACAUCCAGGAGCUCAGCAAGGAACUGCUGUUCGUCAAGGCCAUGCUCGAACGAGCUGCCACCAGGGAGCUCGUCGGGCCAGCUACGGUGGAGCUGCUGCACAAGCUGCAGGACUCGGCGCACAAUGCCGAGGACUUGCUGGACGAGCUAGACUACUUCCGCAUCCACGACGAGCUCCACGGCACGUACGAGGCUGCUGACCAGCAUGAUGAGGGUUGCGUCUGCGACCUGGCCCUCAAUGCUCGCCACACCGCCAAAACUAUUGGCAAACAGCUGGCAUCUUUGACCACGUGCUGCUUCGGUGCCAACACUGGCCAUCCCCGACAAGAAGAUGCAAGACAACAUGUCAGCUGUUGCGCCUGGAAGUGUGGUAGGCAGAGAUCACCCGGUGAUUCCUCCUCUGUGCCAAACGCCAAUCAGCCAGGUCAGGAGGUCAGCGGAUGCAUGUGCAAACUUGGUAAACUCUUCUCUGGCUCAUCUUCCUCACAUCCACAUGUUCCUGGUGAUGAAGAUCAUGGCAAUGUGCAAGAAACACCAAUGCCUGAAUUUAACAGGGUUGUUUUCUCUCAAAGGAUGAAGAAUGCUAUAGAGCAAUUAAAGCUUAUGAGUGAGGAUGUUAACAAGAUUCUGACACAUUGUGGCCCUAGAACUACCACAGACACUGCCCAGCAUCGUUCCCCCACCACACCGCAGAGUGCAGAGCCAAAACUAUAUGGGAGGGACCAUGUCAUGAAUAGCAUCAUACAUGAUAUCACUGCGGGACAAUACUGUGACAAGGGUCUAACUGUUCUUCCAGUUAUUGGUCCGGGGGGCAUGGGGAAGACAACUUUGAUACAACACAUAUAUAACAAUCAACAAGUGCAGAAUCAUUUUCCAGUCAGGAUUUGGAUAUGUGUGUCAUUCAGUUUCAACCUGGACAAGGUGCUAGAACAGAUUAAAAGAUAUUCCCCUGAAGUUGAAGGUGAAAAAGAGUGUAGCACUACACAAGAGCUGAUUGAACACAGAUUAAAAUGCAAAAGGUUCUUACUUGUAUUGGAUGAUAUAUGGCAGUUUACUGAUGUGGAUGACUGGAAAAAACUGUUAUUGAUACUCGGCAAGUCACAAGAAAAGGGCUCCAUGGUUCUAGUCACAACUCGGCAGAAAGAGAUAGCAGAUCAAGUUAAGAAAACUGUAGAACCAAAAGAAUUGAAUGGUUUAGAACCUGGAGAGUUUAAGAAGUUAUUCCUUGUAUAUGUCUUUGAUGCUGAGCAAUAUCCAAGGGAUAAACUUCAUUUGCUUAACACUGGAGAUGAGAUAAUGGGAAAACUUAAGUGCUCCCCUCUUGCAGCAAAGACUGUUGGUAGAUUACUGAGCAAAGACCUUAGUUUGCCGUAUUGGAAAAGGGUCCUAAAAUGUAAAGAAUGGGCGAAGCAGACCGAUGACAAUGGAAUUAUGCCUGCCUUGAAGCUUAGCUAUGACUUUCUCCCUUUCCAUUUGCAACAGUGUUUUUUCUAUUCUGCAUUGUUUCCUGAAGAUUACUUUUUCAGAAGCGAAGAGCUUAUCGGCCUGUGGGAUGGUCUAGAUAUUUCAAUACCUGCUGGUCAAAAUCAAACACUUGAAGACAUAGGUUUGAGAAAUUUAAAGGAGUUAGUCAUUCAUGGAUUUUUUAGAGAAGGGGGAACUGAUGGUGAUCUGUGGUAUGUUAUGCAUGACCUGCUGCAUGAUUUGGCAUUGCAGGUUGCAUCCCAUUAUUGUCUCAGUUUACGUCUCUCUAAUGUUAGAUCAAUGGAAAUUCAGCCAUCCAUCCGUCACUUGUCUAUAAGCACAGAUGACUUGGGUGAAUAUGAUGCAAUGUCUGGUGCAAAAUUGAAGAGUGAAUUGGAAGAACUGAAGAAAAGAUUUAAGGUUGAAGAUUUGCAAACAUUGAUGUUAUUCGGAAAAAUGGAUGAAAGUUUUGUCAAGAUAUUUGGUGACUUUUUGGGGGAAGUGAACGAUCUUCGUGUUCUUCAUUUGCCCAAUAUGCUCUGUCCGGUGGAGUCCAUGUUACAUAAGUUUUUAGGACUUGUCCACCUACGAUAUCUAUGUCUAGGGACAAAUGAGAGCGAGAUGCAUUUGCCACUUGGCAUCUCUAAAUUUUAUCAUCUAAGGUUUCUAAAUCUUAAAUGGUGGAAUGGCAGCCGUGAUUUGCCUGACAUGAGCAACCUUGGGAAAUUGUGCCAUUUUUAUGUCCCAACUGAUGGUCAGCUUCAUUCUGAUAUUUAUAAUGUGGGGAGACUUGAACUCUUAGAAGAGUUGAAGGUAUUUCAAAUCAAUAAAAGAAGUGAAGGGUUUGAACCAAAGCAGCUAGAGCACUUGACAAAGCUAAGGGAGCUUGGGAUCUACAACCUUGAGAAGAUAGAUACAACAGAAGAAGCAGCUCAAGCAAAACUGAUGGAGAAAAAUUACUUGAGGAGGUUAACAUUGGACUGGGAUAGUAAGCGAUCUAGUGUUGAGCAUGGUGUGGAAGCAGCGGUUCUUGAGAGCCUUCAGCCACAUGGAGAUCUUCAGGUGUUGUGCAUUAGAGGGCAUGGAGGUCCUUCUUGUCCAACAUGGCUAGGUGAUGAGUUCGCUGUUGAAGGUCUACAAUCUCUUUAUCUGGAUGGUGUUUCUUGGGAAGUUUUCCCUUCUUUAGGGAAGGCGUGGGAUCUUCGUGAAUUAAGGUUACAGAAUAUUGCCAGACCGAAGGAUUUUAUCAUAGAGAAAAGCUUUUGCAUGCUAACACACCUUAUACUCAUUGGCCUAGGAAGUUUUGAAAAAUGGGUUUACACAGGUGGACAAGAGUCUUCCAUUGGUGGAGACUUGUUGCCACCGACUGCUCAUCUGUUCCCUAUUUUGCAAGUUCUGAUUAUUAGAGAGUGCCCGAGGCUGUUGGGGUUGCCUUUCCCAAACCACAUUGUUUCCCCAGAUUGGUUCUCCAAGCUACAAGAGCUUGAGGUAAGCGACUGCCCCGAAUUCUUGCCAGUGAUUCCCAUCUCCUGGAUCGAAAGGGUGCGUUCUGUCACGAUGAAAUGUGUAAAGAUGCUAAAGGAUUUUGCAUACUUGAAAUCAUCUGGUGGAGCAAAAUUGAGAAUUACCGGAGAGAGUGAUCUGCUUAGCUUAGACCAAGUGCUGGUUUUUAAUAAAGAAACAGGUCUAGAGAAGCUGACACUGGACAAGUGCCCACCUCUGGAGUUGAAGCACCUUCUGAUGCUAACCUCGCUGAGGACAUUGAUUGUAGAAAAUUCAGUUGGUGUAGUUGGACCACUAGGAGGAGGUCAGAGUGAUGUGGAAUGGCAGCUCCCUGUUGAGUAUAUCAAGAUCUACAAGUUAAAUGGUAAUACUGGCAAGGAACUGACAGAGCUCCUCCACCACCUCCCAAAGCUCUCCAAAUUGGAAGUAUGGAGGUGUAAAAACAUAAAACAGCUUGUAGUGGGGGUGGAUGUGCAACAAACAACACAAGGAGCAUUAGAGAUGCUGCUCUUCCCACCUCAUUUAUGUGACUCACUACGGGAAUUGGAGUUGAGUCACUGCCCAGAGCUGGUCCUGGUGGACCCUCCAACUCUUGUUCCUGGUGGAGGAUGGCUCCAAGCCUUGCAAUCCCUCCAGAGAUUAACAAUAUGGUUGUCCCCAAAGUUUCUAUCCACCUUCUCCUUUUCCCAUCACCUUUUUCCUUCCUCCCUGCAAUUCCUGAAUCUUAGGAGUGUGAAAGGCAUGGUGACACUGGAGCCCCUCUCAAACCUAUCCUCUCUUGUCAGAUUAGAAUUGUGGAAUUGCGGAGAGGAUUUGAAAUAUCAGGGCUUUUGGCCUCUCCUUACCAAAUUAGAGGUCAGGGGUAGCCCUAGAUUCUUUGCUGAUUGGGAUCCCAAUACCAGACGGGUUUUGGAGGAUGCUGAGGGAGGUGAAGAGCAGCAGACACAGCUUGUUUCAUCCACACUGCGUGAGCUCGGGACAGAUGUCAUAGCAGGACUUCUUGCUGCACCCGUCUGUAGAUUCCUCUUUUCCUCCCUCAACAAGCUGAAACUUUGGGGGGAUUGGUGUGAAGGGAUGGAGCGCUUCAGCAAGGAGCAAGAGGACGCCCUUCAACUCCUCUCCUCCCUCCAGAAACUAGAGUUUUGGAGUUUCAAGGACCUUCAACAACUCCCUGCAGGGCUGCGUAAACUUACCAGCCUCAAGAUAUUAUUAGUCAACUGCUGUCCAGCCAUCUCGUCGUUGCCCAACGAUGCCCUCCCGGAUUCACUGGAAAUGCUAGAUGUCUACAACUGCAGCGAAGAGCUAAAACAGCAGUGCAGGGGGUUGGAGGGAACCAUCCCAAGAGUCAGAAUACUCUGAUCCAAGGACAAUGCCUUGGAGUUCCCUUGUACAUUCUUCUAGCCUUGUAGAGCUCUUCCCUUCCCAUUCAAACACAUGCAUGACAUAAGGGCCUGACUUGUGGCUGUGGUGUUCCUUCCUGUACUUAAAUCUGGAUCUUCAGAAGAAUAAUCGGCAUAGCAUAUCAGUGCACGUGUGGAGCCAGUUCAGAUCAUAAGCAGUAGUAGCAGUCUCAAGAUGAAUCUGCUUGGAAGCAACAGAUUGAGUUGGGGGAAAGGUGUGGUUGACUGAGGCGGUCUCCUUGACCAAUUGCUCAACAUCACAACCAGCGUGUGUUUCUGGACGUGUACCAUCGCUCACUGUCGGGGAAAAGAACAUGUAGUAGUAGUGCAGCUGAUGAAAAUUCAGGGGGAGAUGUGGGUUCCUGCGUGCUUCUCUGCUGCUCAUUCAUUUUGGUGCGUUUCUUCUUGUUACGGCGUCAGUGCGCGCUCUAUGAGUGUAAAAAAACCAAAAACGGAUUUGGGGGCAGUUUUCUUCAAAUUUCCCCGAGCUUUGUUGUCCGAUCGCAACAACGAAGCUUAAUUAAUUUCAACAAUGCAAAGGUUGGCUGUGGGUUUCUUUC